AGCCGACAUGCAUGGGCUUCCUCGUGCCAUCAUGCGGACGCUGCCUGUUAAUUAGUGACGUUCUUUCUACAGCCCCUCAAUAUUCAAUAUGUAUUCAACGUCUCUUUGGUUCGAAGUGUCAUCCAGAAUCGUUCAUGGAAGAUCUUCGCGACUUGGACCGAGUACGGGGAAAGUACGGCACAGCGGCCAGCUAAGCCGGCGUUCCCCGUACUGGUCACAUAAAAUACUUUUGGGAAACUUGCGAUCGUACGUUUCAACAUGGCCAGCAAACAGCUGGGUAAAUUACGCCAGUGGGCUGGAGAAGUGAUCUCGUCGAGGGAAAGGACCACAUUGUCGGAAGAGUUCCAAGAGUUGGAAAAGGAUAUCGAGCUGCGUAGGUCGGGUAAUGAAAAACUGUACUUUGCCUGCGAAACGUAUCACCAUGCUUUAAAGAAGAAGAAAGACUGUCUCGCUCUGGACGAUCCUGAGAAGCUCUUGCCAAUCGACAUCUUGGGCAUCGUAAUGAUAACUCACGGAGAGGAGUUUGGCGAUUCAGUUUUUGGAACAAGUCUAGUCAAACUUGGAAGAGCACACUGUAAGGUGGCUACGCUCCAGGAAGGAUUUGCCCUGACAUUCCGCGAUACAUACAUGGCUACAAUUGAGAAAUUCGGAGACGAGAUCAAGGAAUAUGAGCAUCUGAGGAAGAAGUUGGACAGUCGACGAUUAAGUUAUGAUGCCGCUGUAUCGAAAGUUGAGAAGAUGAAACACAAUAAGAAAGAGAAAGAUCGUAGGGACGCCGAAGAAGAUUUGGAGAAGGCUCAGGCACGAUAUGAGGAAACAACGGAAGACGUUCGCGCGCAAAUGCACCAAAUUCAAGAGUUCGAGAUAGACCAGAUGCGCGAGCUCACUGCUCUUCUGGAUAUCGAACUGGAUUUCGUAGAGAAGUAUGCAGAGGUUCUGCGAGAUGUGAAGAACGAAUGGCCUAGUAUAAGCUCUGUCCGCCCGGCUACCAGGACAAACGGCAUCAGCCGCACUACUAGUAAGCGAAAGGAGAAGGGCCAGAAAUCCAGAUUGAAGCGGUCCGUAUCAUCUACUCGAUCCGCAGGCCAUUCCACAGCUGUUGAAGCAUCGGCUGAUGAAGAUGGGGACGAUCCUCAGAGCGGGGUUUCUCGUCCUUCAUCUCGUCGAUCUACUUUCACACAUCAUCGUUCAGAGUCCGUCAGCGGCAAGUCUCGCUCCCGCCCCUCUUCUAGAGCCUCUCGAAAGCGAUCCGACAGUAUUGCUGACGAGGAAAGGGCUGAAAAGGGGACGAUGAGAUUGAAUAUGGCUGGAUUGAUGGGAUCGUUCUCAGGUCGUGGUAAGAAGAAGGAGAGGGAAAAGUUUGCCAAUUUGGAUGACGACGAGGAAGUGAGGGUGAAUGACGAACGAACAGAGACUGAAGACGGGGAUCCGUCUGCGUCUCCUGUCCAGAGCCACAAAUCUUUCUCUGGAUGGUCCUCUUCGACCAAAGGCAGAGCGCGAACGCACAGUAAAAGCAAGUCGGACCAGGUUCCCAUCUCUGAUUAUUCUCCAACUCUUUUGUCACGGAUACAAGGUCAAAUGCAAAAGCAGCCGGAGAAGGAUAAGAAAGUUGUCAGGGCUUUGUACGAUUUUUCUGGAUCUUCGGAUGAACUCUCGUUCAAGGUUGGUGACGAGAUUGUCGUCCUUAGCGAGACACUGGAAGGAUGGUGGAUGGGUGAGACCAAAGGGCGACUAGGCUUGUUCCCAGUUCCAUACACUGAGCCGUUACCCACCAAACCGCCUCUACCAGUCCGACCGGACCUGGUUGGUAGGAGUGGUGGGAUUGCCGCGACGAGCUUGUCAAACUCGAGCAAUUCUCUCCACGACUCUGAUGGAUAUAGAACCAGCGACAUUGAAGAUGGCGAAGUUUACGGUUCACGUCCUUUGGCACAUCAUGAUUCCUCGUUCAUUGGAGUUGGAGGUGGUCUCCCUGAUUCAGCGAGCUUUACGGAGAGUAUACUCGAUGAUGAUAACGAUAACCGUUCUCAACUACUCAAACCUUCUCUUUCGCAUAUGUCUCGCAGAGGAACAGCUUCUACUUCUUCCUCGACGUCUUCAUCACCCGCUUUACCUUUUCGACACGACAGCAGCACGACGCCAAAGAAAGCUCCGCCGCCGCCGCCUCCCCGAAGGUCUACGGGAAAUUUAUUGCCGUCGGCUACACCACCGAUACCACCGCGGCGACCAGGUGCACCGAGAUCUCAAUCGUCUUCAAUAUCUUUGCCACAGUCUAUGCCCGCUUCGUCGUCGUCUGUAAGCAGUCAUGAUGGACAUUAUGAUAGGUCGCCAUUUGAUAGUUUGACGGAGCUGUCUGGUGAUGGUGGAAAGAGUAAUCCGUUCUGAAGUCGUGGUUGUAUUCCUCCUUGUGCAGCGCAUCGUAUUGGUGGUACCCCACGGUCUGUCAACUGUAUUUCUCGCGGCCCCAGCCCCCCUCCGUAUACAUUAAGUACCCACCAUAUUCACUGGAAUCUAUCGUACGAUUCGUAAUCGUCUGUUUCCCUCAUGUACUUUCUCCGCUAUGGACUGUAAUGACUGGCAUUAAUAACUUUGUGAUUGCUUAUAGGCCCUAUGAUUAUUAUUAUUCUCUAUGUAGGUGCGAGACGUCGCGCCAAUUCCUAACUUAGCACGCUUACUCUAAGCUGCUCCCUGCAUUUACUUCCUGG
This is a messenger RNA of Marasmius oreades (fairy-ring Marasmius), 2702 nucleotides long. RefSeq lists its product as uncharacterized. Bases 259 to 2382 code for a protein of 707 amino acids. Gene Ontology annotation, biological process: actin cortical patch localization; endocytosis; plasma membrane tubulation. The transcript has 8 exons. The record is from RefSeq and is a predicted model, not a curated record. NCBI's taxonomy places the organism in Eukaryota, Fungi, Basidiomycota, Agaricomycetes, Agaricales, Marasmiaceae. Gene Ontology annotation, cellular component: medial cortex; actin cortical patch; Rvs161p-Rvs167p complex. Gene Ontology annotation, molecular function: lipid binding; protein binding.